Messenger RNA from Rotaria socialis, 381 nucleotides. The record is from the annotation of a GenBank genome assembly. Lineage: Eukaryota; Metazoa; Rotifera; Eurotatoria; Philodinida; Philodinidae.
AUGGGUAAUUCCUCUUCUAACCACAUGCCACCAAUAGAGUUUAUUGGAGACUGGUCAAAUGGCCGUGACACGGUGAUGAUUAUUCGCCAAAAUGGAAGAAUUUCUUAUGUGAAAUCGGGAAUGAAUGGUGGUAGUACAGCGAUUUCUUCGUCAGCUUCUUAUGACGAAAAUGGUUUUUGGAUGAAGGGAUUCCUUUCCCCUAAACUGGAGGGCUAUUAUUACCAUCAUCAUGGGCGUCCACCAGUGUUUGUUAUUAAUGGUGAUGUGUUAAAAAAGCUGAAAAAUGGCAGUCUUGGAACAUUAAAUUCUUAUUUCACAAACACAUCUGCAGCUAUGGUAAUGCCUUCUGCUGGGGCAAUAUCUGCUCCUAUGGUAAUGUAA